AGAACCAGGGCUGCCAUCAGUUGCUGCAACUGCCCCGCACAGAGGGGUCUGUGAAUGGAGGAGGAAGCAGGCAUCAAGCGGGUUACCUAAUCGAAGGCAGGAAAACAACAGCCUUUUCCAGUGGAGGAUUAACUCCUUACGUACACAGUCAUUUCCCUUCCUCCUGCUCAAACUUGUCUUUCGGAGAUGGGUGUUCCAUCGGUGAUGGUGCUGCCACUGUUGGUGGUAGUGAUGGCUGGGAUCUAUUAUGUGUACAAUGAGGUCAUCCGGUUCAUGUCCAAGUCUGUGGUGCGGAACAAAGUGCUCGUGAUAACAGAUGCUGUGUCAGGGAUGGGAAGCGAAUGUGCCAGAAUUCUCCAUAAAGGUGGGGCAAGGCUGGUCCUAUGUGGGCCAAGCUGGGAUAAGCUGGAGUCUCUGUAUGAUUCCCUGUGUAAUGGUGCAGACCCCACUGAGACCUUCACGCCCAAACUGGUGCUGCUGGACUUCAGCGAUAUGGACAGCAUGGAAGACGUGGCUGCCGAGGUGGUGGAGUGCUAUGGCUGCGUGGACGUCCUGAUCUUCAACAGCAGCAUGAAGAUCAAAGCCCCCGCUCAGAACCUGUCCCUGGAGAUGGACAGGAACAUCAUGGACAUGAACUACUUUGGACCCAUUACUCUGGCAAAAGGUGUGCUGCCAUCGAUGCUCUCGAGAAGGACGGGCCACUUCCUCUUGGUGAACAGCAUUCAAGGCAGAAUGGCGGUUCCAUUCCGCACGUCCUAUGCUGCCUCCAAGCACGCCGUCCAGGCCUUCUUCGACUGCCUACGGGCGGAGGUGGAGGAGUUAGGCAUAUCCGUCAGCACCAUCAGUCACACCUUCAUCAAAAUUGCACCCUCCUCUUCCUCGCCCUCACCCUCUCCAGCCUCCUCCUCCUCCUCCUCCAAGAUUUCCAAUUCCCUGCUGGCCUACAUUUUCAGAAAGCUAAAUCAUGGCGUGACCCCUGAGCACCUGGCCAAUGAGAUCGUGCAGACGGUGAACUGGAAGCGAAGGGAGACGCUGCUGGCCCACCCCAUCCCUCAGCUGGCCCUCUACAUUCGCUGCCUCCUCCCCAGCGCCUUCUUCUCCGUGGUUGCCGCCGGAGUGAAGGAUGGAACCAUGGCAGAACAACUGAUGAAGUAAUGAAGUGAUAGAAUGGGUAAAGAACAAGCAAAAGUCAUGUAGCAGAGUACUAAAUAGUAGACAGCAGUUGAGGGAAAUACGCGAAUAAAAAAAUGAACAAAUCUCAUUGGUUUAUGUUCUUCUACUUAUAACUGGGGAAUAUUUGCUGUAUUUUCUAUAUGCACAGGCUAAAGGUUACCAAAAACAACCCAUGACACAUUACAUAUUUUAACAGACACUGUGCUAGACUAUCACUGAUACCUAGCACUAAACUGAAAAGUAGAAUGAAGGUUAAUUUAUUUCGUUUUAUACCGAAGUCCUUAUAAUGUCUGUGUUUAAAACUGAGCUCUGCUGUGUACUUGAUUUGUGUCGAUGUCCUGUAGAUGGCGCCAGAUUCUUUCUUAUGGCUGUUGACGAACUUGCUGAAUCACUGCUCACAGUUUAUGUAGAUAUAUAAAACAGUAUCGUAAUGCUCUGAUAAUCAGCCUGGCUAUCUGUGAUCAAAAUGCUUUCCUCGAAGUUAAUUAAUGUUGAACUAUUUGGUGCCUCGUGACAUAAAAUAUUUCUUAAGUGACCAUUAAUAAGUGUAAUGUGCCGUGGAUUUAUAAAUAAAAUACAGUGCUUUAAGGGAUGUUGUUCUGUUCCAAAAGGAAUGGGAUUAAAAUGCUUUUGCCUAUGA
This is a messenger RNA of Clupea harengus (Atlantic herring), 1813 nucleotides long. It is a transcript of the gene dhrs7cb, whose product is annotated as dehydrogenase/reductase 7Cb. Lineage: Eukaryota; Metazoa; Chordata; Actinopteri; Clupeiformes; Clupeidae. Gene Ontology annotation, molecular function: oxidoreductase activity, acting on the CH-OH group of donors, NAD or NADP as acceptor. Gene Ontology annotation, biological process: intracellular calcium ion homeostasis. The record is from RefSeq and is a predicted model, not a curated record.